UAACGAACAGUACGCCCUAACUUUGAGUUACCGGCACCUAAGGUACAAGUACUACGAUUCCCAGAAUGCACUUCGUUAAAUAAACUUAUCAAAUCUUCUCAACGUCUCGAAGACGAGCGACAGUACUUUUUUAUUUUUUGAGAAAUGUCAAAAUGAUGAUAACAUAUACAAAAUGCAAAUUACAUGUACGACAGAACAGAGACGACAAAAGCAAUUCUAACGCUCUGCGAACAAUGUUGGCGAGGACAGUUUCCUAGACAACGCAUUCCAGUGAUUGUCACCAGCCAAUAGAGGCAGUGCGUCCUCUGAAGUUGUAUCCAAUGAGCGCGCUCGGAGCGGUAUUUGAAUGGCGGAGCGUGUGUUAUGAGUAUAUUGCUUGCUCGCACAGCAGAGACAGUCAAUGUGAAAAUUGCAGUGUUCUGUUUGAAAGAUUUUAUUUUUUUCCUUUUGUAAAGCGGUUUGCAUUUUAUCAGUUCUUACCUUUGCCGCAAAGCCAACGCAGAGAGAAUGGCUUUCGCACGGCGCAUUGCUAACGCCAGAGAGGUUGAUAAUGCUCUCCUUGUCAAGGCCAAGGCUCCCAUGGGAACUAGGAGGCCUGCCCUGGAAGAGAUUUCGAGUAACAAGUUUGCAACGAAUGCACCACUCAUCAAGAAAACUGAACGCAUCCAAGCUCCUGCAGUAAAAGCAACCAGGCCAGCAGGUACCAAGCCGCCUGUUAAUGUUGCACCUCGGAAACAACCUGCUGCAGUGGAGAGAGUUCCAGUUUCUCCGCUCCCAAUGGAUGUCUCCAUGAAGGAGGAGGAAUUGUGCCAGGCUUUCUCUGAUGCCAUGCUGGAUGUAGAUGACAUAGAUGCUGAUGAUGCAGAAAACCCCCAGCUCUGUUCAGCAUAUGUAAAGGAUAUCUAUCAGUACUUAAGGCAAAUUGAGGUGCAGCAGUCAAUACGUGCCAGGUAUCUUGAAGGUCAGGAAAUCAAUGAGCGUAUGCGUGCCAUCUUGGUUGAUUGGCUGAUUCAGGUCCACUCAAGAUUCCAGCUGCUGCAGGAAACUCUCUACAUGACUAUUGCUAUAAUUGACAGGUUCUUGCAGGUCCAGCCCGUUUCUCGCAAGAAGCUUCAGUUGGUUGGUGUGACGGCCAUGUUGGUUGCUUCAAAGUAUGAAGAGAUGUAUGCUCCUGAGAUCGGAGACUUUGUCUACAUCACAGAUAAUGCUUUCUCCAAAUCUCAAAUCCGUGAAAUGGAAAUGCUCAUCCUGAAGGAGCUGAACUUUGAGUUGGGACGUCCACUUCCCCUACACUUUCUCAGGAGGGCUUCGAAGGCUGGCUGUGCUGAUGCUGAGAAACACACUCUAGCAAAAUACUUGAUGGAGCUAACCUUGUUGGACUAUGACUUGCUGCACCAACAUCCUUCUGAGAUAGCAGCUGCUGCCCUUUGCCUGUCGCAGAAUCUCUUGGAUGGAAGCAAAUGGUCCAUGGCUCAGCAGUGCUACACUGGCUAUUCGGAAGAGGACCUAAAGUCCAUAAUGCAGCAUAUGGCCAAAAAUGUGGUGAAAGUUAAUGAAGGCUUGACCAAGCACACAGCUAUCAAGAACAAAUAUGCAAGCAGCAAAUUAAUGAGAAUCAGUGCCAUUUCACAACUGAAGUCCCCUGCCCUCAAGGCACUUGCUGCACCACUACUUGCCAACAUCUGCUAGAAUAUUCUGUGAAAUCAACUACUGUUUGCACUUUUUAUUUGUUAACCCAAAAGCCUGAAUGGGCAAUACUGCUGCUUUUAUGUAAAUUGCUUUUUUUAUGUCUUUAAUUCAGUUCUUGGAUUGUUUUUUUGUUUUAACAAAAAUAAAGUAACUUUUUUAAAAUGUGGCGGUUUUUUUUUUUUUUAAAUGGUAUGGUGGGAUUACUUUGGUUUUUCCUAGGAAAGAUUGCUGAUUCUAGGGAACUUAAAAUGAACAACUGAGUUUGGUUCACAGUGGAGUCUUUUUUUUUUUUUUUUUUUUUUUUAUUUUGACUUCAAUUUACACUGCCUGUAAUAUACAAUCAUGUGUUAAUUUAGUAGCAAAUAGUGAUUUGGAGAUAAGGUUUGAAAGGGUAUUGGAUGAGUGAGUGGGGGGUACUUCGUGCAUUUUAUAUAGUGAAAAUAAUUUAUUUACCAAAAUGCUUGGAUUUUUCUUUUGUCUUCCACAACAAAAUCCUUAGUCAAACACUUUCUUCUGGUGUAUGCAGUUCUGUCUGAACAAACCUAACUAGUUUUGUUUCCACUCAAGUGGAGUCUUCAAUAGAAAUGUAGGAAUUUGCUGCCACUCAGCAGUUGGGCUGAAAGUAUUCAGAACAGAUUAGUCAGGAAGGAGAGACAUUGCCUGACUGCACUGAGAGGUAAUUUUAUUUAUUUUAAUGUAUAAAUGGAAGGGGUGAAUUGACUGUUUCUGGUGUUUACUGGCUGAUUUUAUUUAAUUGGGUGUACUUAGUUUUUAAGUUAAAAUCAGAAGCCCUAAUCUAGGAAGUUUCUUGACUAGUCAAUAUUGACGUUGUAAUUUAUUACUGUAUCUGAACACAUCUCUGGUGCAGUUUGAUAUCUGAGCCUACCAUGCUACAGCUGUUCUGCACUUUCCAAAUCCAGUUGUAUUUGCAUUAGUCUCCAAGUGCUUGGUUAAAUGCCUUUUUGCAGGUUUUGAGUUGUCUUCAAUGCUGAUUUUGACUUUGUUAGUCAUUGCAUGCAGUGUUCUGUUUGUUAGGGGUUUCCGGGCGCUCUGGUUCAGGCACUGCAUUUCUUCUGAUUUGUUUUGCUUUACCAAAAUAACAUCCGUGAUCAGUUGCCAUGUGUUUAAAAUGAUGAAUGGUUCUUAAGCGUUGCCUUGCUAACCCCAUGUGCUGAAUGAUGAAAAUAGAUGGGUAUCAAACUUUAAAUAACUUAAGUUUAAAAUUGGAACAAUCACAGCGUACCUUUUAAAACCACUCUGAUUCUACUGAACAAUCAAUUCAUUUUGUACAUGCAUAUGAGCAAUAUUCAAACAGCCAUGCUUUUCUGUGUUUUGUAUAAUGCUGUUAGUGUUAGCUAUCAUUGGUCAUGAUUCCAAAGAAGUUGUUUCUAUGUGAAAAACAAACUAAUUCUAGUGACUUUUUAUUCUCCUUUUAAAAACAACAUUUUAAAACUACAAAAUGACAUUCACUUAUUGUAACAUCCAUCCAUUUUAUAUGAAGGGUUGCAUGGUUAAUGACCCAUCCACGUGUCCUAUGAUUUCCACUGAUGGAGUUCAUCAUCAACAAGUUUAAAUAGACUGAUCAAGAGUCAGUUAAUCAUGGGUUUGUUUUUGCCAAAGUGCCUCCUAACAUAUUGGAUGGUUUGAAUUAAUAAAAUCUUUCAAUUUUAAGACAUUGAACGAUAACAUUCAAUGUAUACAUGUCAUUUCCUCACAGUUGCUCUUAUGUACAGUUAUGAAAAUAACAUGCCUAGCAUUCUUAUAUUUUAAGGGUUAUUACAGCAGGUCAUUUCAAAGCUGUCUGUUAAGAUUAAAGAUGAUCCUAGCUUCAAAUUUCAUACCGCAACAAUUUGUUAGAUUUGCCCCCCUUUUUUUUUUUUUUUUUUACAAUGUUAGUCUAAUUUUAGUGUUUGGUUUAAAAUGGCAAUUUUACAAUGCUAUUUUAAUCCAACCAAAUAGGUUCGGCUAGUCUGAUCACUUUAUUGGAACUGCAUUUCUCAAAGCAGCACA
This is a messenger RNA of Polyodon spathula (Mississippi paddlefish), 3699 nucleotides long. RefSeq names its product G2/mitotic-specific cyclin-B2-like. The record is from RefSeq and is a predicted model, not a curated record. Gene Ontology annotation, cellular component: cyclin-dependent protein kinase holoenzyme complex; cytoplasm; nucleus. The transcript has 9 exons. Gene Ontology annotation, biological process: mitotic cell cycle phase transition; regulation of cyclin-dependent protein serine/threonine kinase activity. Lineage: Eukaryota; Metazoa; Chordata; Actinopteri; Acipenseriformes; Polyodontidae. Gene Ontology annotation, molecular function: cyclin-dependent protein serine/threonine kinase regulator activity. Bases 508 to 1689 code for a protein of 393 amino acids.